AGAGAAAACAGCGCCACGUCGGCAAAGAGAGAGAGAGAGAGAGAGAGAGACUCCCGAGUGUUUAAUGGAAUAACUCGGUGAGUCGGUUUAGAUGAAUCGGACGGACUGCACGCUGACCCUCAGAGGAUCCGCUCCAUAAAGCUGCAGGAACUAUGGUGAAGAGUGUAAACAGUGAGGCGCAGCACAGCGUCAGUGCACUAGAGCGAGACACACAUGAACCUGGGACCGAAAAUACCACAGAUGACAGUAAGGAGCGUGUUGCCACGGCACCCGGAGUCCUGUGGCGUGUCACCGGGGGUGUCUUCAAUGUCACCAAGGGUGUCGUCGGGGCAACCGUAGGAGGAGUCACCUGGUUGGGCGGGAAAGGCCUGGAGAUCACCAAAUCGGCCGUCGGCGCCGUGCCUUCUGUGGGUGUCGGACUAGUGAAGGGCGGAGUCUUGGCAGUCACAGGGGGCGUGUCCACGGUGGCCAGUAAAGUUCCAUUUACAGGCAAGAGGAAGGACAAAGCGGAGUGAGGACGAAGGCGAGGAGAAACGAUGGACUGAGACGUGCAGGACAAACACUAAAUCUGUGUUACUUCACCCACACAGACGUUAUCGCUUCAUUAUUUUUAUUCUUUCUGACUUUGAGCUUUAACAUGCUGGUGUUGUUUCACUUCCUGUUACUGACAGAGUCUGUCUGUGAAGAGUGUGUGUGUGUGUGUGUGUGUGUGUGUGUGUUCAGGUUGGAUGUUGCUGUCUCUUCCAGACUGUAAUAAAUCUUUAAAUGACUUUAAUAGAAA
This is a messenger RNA of Ictalurus punctatus (channel catfish), 781 nucleotides long. RefSeq names its product transmembrane protein 263. The transcript is spliced from 3 exons. The record is from RefSeq and is a predicted model, not a curated record. The coding region runs from base 153 to 515 and encodes 120 amino acids. Lineage: Eukaryota; Metazoa; Chordata; Actinopteri; Siluriformes; Ictaluridae.